AUGCUUCUUAUUCACAAUUUUACAAUAUAUAUUUUUUCUGGAGACGAGUGGUUCCAACACGAAAUUACUACAUACGAUAACGAUACAUCCAUUAGCUACAAGAUCAGUGGAAAGUCGCCAAAGUACUACUCAUAUUCAGUCAGCAAUAGCUCCUACCGUAAAGUUAACAGUGGUGAAUGGUCGAGUAGCGGAUUUCCAGUCUGGGCCAUUGUCAUCAUUGUCAUUAUUGUUUUGAUUGUUGUUGUUGCUUUAGUAUUUGUUUGUUGCCGCUUCUGCUGUAGAACUGCUGACAGAGCAUUUUCUAGUUCUAGCUCUUCUAGUUCAAAGAAGCAUAGCAGACAAACAACAACCACAACCAUUUAUGUCCAACAACAAUCAGCGCCAUCAUAUUCACCACCACAAAAUCCAUCACAACAAAGUUAUCCAUCACCUUAUCAACAGCAACCACAACAAAGUUAUCCAUCACCUUAUCAACAGCAACCACAACAAAGUUAUCCAUCACCUUAUCAAGAGCAAACACAACAAAGUUCUCUAACACCAUAUCAACCUCCACCACAACAGUGCCCACCUCCAGAAUAUGUACCAGGAGAAUAUACACCAUCUUCUCAAGGAGGUCAAACACAACCAUAUUAUCCACCUCCAUCACCACAAAAUUAUUCACCUAAUCCUUAUCAAUAA
Messenger RNA from Trichomonas vaginalis G3, 678 nucleotides. Its product is annotated as amelogenin-related protein family. The record is from RefSeq and is a predicted model, not a curated record. NCBI's taxonomy places the organism in Eukaryota, Parabasalia, Trichomonadida, Trichomonadidae. Bases 1 to 678 code for a protein of 225 amino acids. The transcript has a single exon.